AUGGCUUUGAUGAAGAUCAAGUUUGAUCUUAAAAAGCGAGUGAAGCUCGCACAAUCUGUCUGGUUCAUGUACUGGUUCUCUGUGAUGGCUGGCGUGCUGGUAUUCAGCAUGGGCCUGUUCUUCAAGAUCGAGCUUCGUAAGCGCUCUGAACUCAUGGACAACAACGAGAGCCACUUCUUGCCCAACCUGCUCAUAGGCGUGGGUCUAAUAGCCUGUGGCGUCAAUGCCUUUGGGGGCAAAGUUUGCUAUGACUCCCUGGACCCUACCAAGUUCGCAAAGUGGAAGCCCAUGUUGAAGCCCUUUCUGAUAUCCUGUGUGGGGUUCAAUGUCUUGCUAUUUUUGACUGCCCUGCUGUGUUUUGUGAUGCGGAUCCCAAUGCAGUUCACCCUAGCAGAAGGGCUCAAGCACGGCAUGAAGUAUUACAAGGAUACAGACACACCCGGCCGCUGCUACAUGAAGAGGACCCUGGACCUGAUGCAGGUGGAGUUUCGCUGUUGUGGAAACAACAACUACAAAGAUUGGUUCGAGAUUCAGUGGGUCAGCAACCGCUACCUGGACUUCAGCUCAAAGGAGGUCAAAGAUCGCAUAGGCAGCAACGUGGAUGGCCAGUAUCUGAUGGAUGGAGUCCCGUUCAGCUGCUGCAACCCCAGCUCCCCCAGGCCCUGCAUCCAGUACCAGAUGACCAACAACACAGCCCACUACAGCUACGACCACUACACCGAGGAGCUCAACGUGUGGAAGCGCGGCUGCCGUGAUGCCCUGCUGUCCUACUAUGGAGGCAUGAUGAACACCAUCGGAGCGCUAGUGCUGCUGGUUACUAUGCUGGAGGUUGCUGUGACGGUGGGCCUGCAGUAUGUGAACACCUCCCUGUCCACGCUGGCCAACCCAGAUGACCCAGAGAGCGAAAGCGAGGGUUGGAUCUUGGAGAAGACAGUGAAGGAAACAUUCACCGACAUCAUGGAGACGAUGAAGACCAUGGGCAAAGGCAACCAGGUGGAGGAAGGGGGCGAAGCACCGCUUGCCACAGUAAGCUGAGCAAGCCUCUCCCACAUAAACUGAGACCCGCUCCCACCGGAUGAGGAGAGACAGAGGAAGUGUGAGAUUGGUAACACUUUUUUUUGUACCAGCAAUGAAUAUGUAUGCGCAUUAUAAAUAACAACAACUACUACACAAACCACAACCGUAUGAGCUCCUCAACAAUGGAUUCCCUACAAAUGGACCCCCCUUGUAAGAAUAACUCGUUAAUACUUAGAGCGAAGGCUAGAAUGACCCAAUCGGUCUGCGUUUCAAUCGCCAUUUUACCCAACCAACCUUUUAGCAAGAUUCACAUGUUCCCACAAAUUCACAUAAAGGUCCACCUUUCUCUCAUUGAAUACUGUUUUUCCCCUUUUCUCCGACCCUCUACCAAUAAAAAGGGCAAAAAAAGCACAGCGAUAUAUGUCAACUAAACCUUGUGAUAUAAAUAUAUAAAAUUUCAGAUAUUUUGCAUGCAUUUUGAGAGUAUGUACUUAUAUUUUGCAUAAUUGUCUCAUAAGGUUUGGUGAGGAGAGCAGGUACUUAGUUUGGGGAUGGUGGUUGCCAUGCAACCCCCCCUCCCAUGGAAGCCAGGGGGGUAAAACUUAAAGAUGUUCAUAGCCCAAGAUACAGAUAU
Messenger RNA from Lampris incognitus (smalleye Pacific opah), 1651 nucleotides. RefSeq names its product peripherin 2a (retinal degeneration, slow) (gene prph2a). The record is from RefSeq and is a predicted model, not a curated record. The coding region runs from base 1 to 1035 and encodes 344 amino acids. Lineage: Eukaryota; Metazoa; Chordata; Actinopteri; Lampriformes; Lampridae. The transcript has 3 exons. Gene Ontology annotation, biological process: visual perception. Gene Ontology annotation, cellular component: membrane.